Molecule: messenger RNA, 7965 nt
Organism: Cladocopium goreaui
Lineage: Eukaryota; Dinophyceae; Suessiales; Symbiodiniaceae
Source: the annotation of a GenBank genome assembly
AUGAAACGUUUGAAUGUCAAGCUGCUGGUCAUCCUUUUCGUUGGUGUGGUUGUGCUCACUGGAGCAGCCUUCGGACUGUGGAUGAUGAACACGUCCCGAACACUCGACGCCUUGAGAGCAGAGGCUCAGCGGCUUGAAGAAGAAGGGGAAACUCAGAAGGCGAUUGAAUACUACGGUCGUUACCUGAGACAGGUGCCGGAAGAUUCGGAAGCUGCCGGUCAGUACGCCAUGUUGGUUGCUGAUUGGGCCGAAGAACCAGGGGCUCCACGCCAAGCAAAUCAAUUGGCAUUUCAAGAGCUGGAGCGAGCUCUGCGUCUAGAUUCCUCGCGCGAUGAUAUUCGACGUCGGCUAAUCAAAUACACCAUGGCUCGACGCCGUAUUGCGGACGCCAUUCAGCAUAUCGAUGUUUUGCUUGAGAAGUAUCCGGAAGACGGUGAACUGCACGCUCGUUUGGCUCAGUGCCAUGCCUCGCAAAAUCGAUUGGAUGAAGCACAGCAAGCAUUCGAGAAAUCGAUUGAGGCUGAUCCCCAACGGGUCGAUUCUUACCUGGCCUACGCGGUAAUGUUGCGAGGUAAGCUCGACAGCGUUGAUGAAGCCAACGAGUUGAUCGACAAGAUGGUGGAAGCGAAUUCCGAAGACUAUCGUGCCCACCUUGCUCGAUGCAGCUACUUGCAGGCUUACAACAUGAAUGAAGAAGCCUGGAAUGAUAUUCAAAGGGCUGCUGAACUCGCACCUAAUGAAAUGGAGGUGCUGCUCACCGCUGCCAAUCUCGCUAGACAAACGAUGCGGAGGGAUGAGGCCGCCGAGUAUUUAGCGAAAGCACGGGAAAUCGAUGACGAGAAUCAGGAAGUGUUUCGCCAGCUGGCUUCGCUAGCCUAUGAGUCUAAGGAUCCUGAGCUGGCAAUGAAGUAUGUCGAUGAGGGUAUCGAGAAAGUGCCAACAAGCAGGGCGCUCUUGGAGAUGAAGGCCAGCCUACACAUUGAAGCAGAAGAACUCGAACAAGCCCAAGAAGCGAUCGCCAAACUCGAUGCUCUUCGUCACGAUGUCGAAAAGCUGGACUUUUUGCGGGCUCAAGUUUUGCUACGUGAAGGGCAGUACGUGCGGGCGGCGCAACUCUUGGAGAGCAUUCGUCCACUAUUGGUGCGAGACACCUUCAAUCGGAUUCGAACCAAUCUCACACUGAUUACGUGUUAUGAAAGACUCGGUCAGAUGGACUUGGUGAUUGAUGCGUGUAACCGUGUCCUCGCCGAUGAUCCACAAAACGAGUUGGCGCGUCGGCGGAGAGUUGGUGCUCAUAUGCAGAAUGAGCAGUACGACAUCGCCAAUCAGGAAGCAGACGAUGGAACGGCAUCUAUGACGCCAGUUGCCUUUCAAACGAUGAUUGGCGUACAGCUAGGGUUGCCCGAGGGGCAACGCGAUUGGUCUCGUGCAUACGACUACAUUGCUGCAAUUCGGAAACAAACCGAAGAGAUCGAAGAUGAAGAAAUUCGUGCUCGCCAAGAGACGAAUAUCAAACUUUACGAGGCGGAGAUUAAGUUUCACGAGGGACAUACAGAAGAAGCAGAGAAGCUGAUCGUUGAAGCCCGCGAUGCUUAUCCGGACGAUCCCUCGAUGUGGGUUGCCUUAGCGAACUUCCGGCAGCGCACCGAUGGCAUCGAAGCGAUGUUCGCAGUUCUUGACGAGGCCGAGGAGAAGCUUGGUCCGAAAAUGUUCUUCUUCCAGAAGAGGAUUCAUGGCUAUCAGGCAAUGAAUUCGGAUGAUGCCGAGUCUCAACUAUUGGCGAUGGAAGCCGAGGCUCGGGAAAAAUACCCUGAAGAUAUGCAGGUUGUUUUGCUGGCCAAUUUGGCAGAGGCAUUGCUUUCUCUCGGAAACUACGACGAAGGCAGCCGCCUGUACCAGAUUGUUGACGAGGAAACGCCGCACGACGAUUUGCGAGUGCGCAUGCGUCGCUAUGAAAUCGCCUCGGCUGUCGGCGAUGAAGACGGCAUGCAAGAGGCCUCUGACUUGAUCGCUGAAAUCGUGGGUAAGGACAGCGCCGAAUGGAACUAUGUUCAGGCCGAUCGUCGCAUCACGCUGAUUACCAAAGGCAAGUUGGACAGCAGUCAAUUGUCCGAGGCUCGAGAAUAUAUUGAGAAAGCCGCUGAAUCACGUCCCAAUUGGUAUGCGGUUUGGCGGGUGCGAGCCCAAAUCGAUCGUCAAGAAGGUAACUAUGAUAGCGCGAUCGAUAACUACGAGCGAGCGAUCGAGCUUGGUGAGCGGCAACGCGGCCACUACAUGGAUUUGGUUCGUCUUUAUUCGAUUGUUGGUGAACCUGAUAAGGCUCUUAAGUACUUGGAGCAACUUAAGCGUGGUACGCCCGAUUCACUCCAGCUGGCUCGCGGUGAGAUGAUUGUGCGUAUGCAAGCAGGAGAUGCGAAGGGAGCAUUUGAGGCGGGCAAAGACGUGAUGGAGAUGUCUCAAGAUGCCGGUGACUGGGUGCAAUUCGGCCGGAUUUUAGCCCAGCUUGAGAAUAGCGACGAGUCGUUUGAGUAUCACACGACGGCAGAAGGUGCUCUCCGUAAGGCAACCGAAUUGAGCCCCAAUGACGGUUCGAUUUGGACUACAUUAGUUCAGUAUCUGGUAAACACCAACAAGCAAGAGGAAGCCGGAGAUGUAAUCGCCGAGAUGCAGGGGCAUCUGACCGAUGAGCAGGAACCCCUGGUCAUGGGAAUGUGUUAUCAGAUGAUUGGACGGGGAGACGACGCUGAAAAAGCGUAUCUCCGCGCGUUCAAGAAUCAGCCCCAAAGCUUGGGGGUUCUGCGGACGCUCGUAACCUUCUACGUCCAGAAUCGCAAUCGCCCCAUGGCGAUCGACUAUCUGGAUAAGAUGCUUGCCUUAGAAGACGGGCAAUCGGGAAGCGAUAUGAACAACAUCCGCUGGGCCCGUCGGUCGAAGGCUCAAAUGAUUGCCCAGUCUGGCAAUUAUCAGGACCUACAGCGGGCACUGGCACUUAUCGACGAGAAUAAGGCCAAUGGAAGUCUCCCACGCAGCGAGCUAGUUCAAAAAGCAACCUUGCUUGGAGGACGUCCUGACUAUGAGUCGAGAAGUGAAGCAAUCAGCUUACUCGAAGAACUUCAGUUCCGCCUGCAGGGACAGGGAAUGGAACUGGCGCCGAUGGAGAAGCAUCUUCUCGCUCGUCUAUAUGAGAAGGACUACAAGCCUGAUUCUUGGCUGAAAUGCCGUGAGCAAAUGCUGGAACUGAUUGCCUCGGUACCUCCGAGCCAAAGCCAGGUCUAUAAAUUCGAUUUCAUUCGCAUGUUGACGAAUCGAGCUGAGAAUCCUGCGGAUUUGGCCAGCCUAGAGGUGAAAACUUGGCUAGAUUCUCUCGAAUCAGAUGGCGAAGGCGACAUGCUGACUGAAGCGAAGGUUCGCUAUCUUGCGAAGGCGGGACAGCCCGAACAGGCGGUUGAAACCAUGCAGCAAGCCAUCCCCACGGUGGCUGAUAUCCUGCCGGAAGAAGUGCAGCGAUUGCUGGGUGCCGCAAAGGUUCUUGAAUCGCUCGAGCUGUACGAAGGAGCGGAGGACUUCCUCAAACGCUAUGUCAAAGCGAAGCCGGAUGAGCAGCUUGAACUGGCAUCAUUCUAUGGGCGUCGGCACCAGCUCGACGAUGCGUUGUUUGUGUGCAAAGAAGCGUUGGAUAAUAAAUCCUAUACAGAGGUAGCGACGGUCGCGCAAGGAGUGAUCCGCAGCUGCUUGGCUCAGGUUGAUAUCCAAGACAAGCACUAUGACAUGGUCGAGGGUUGGCUGAACAAAGCCCUCGAAGAGGAAGAAAGUCGCGAUGCGGUUCGCGUGACGAUGGCAGAUUUCCAGGAUGCCAAGGGGCAAUACGAUGAGGCCGUUAAGUUGUACGAGCAACUUCUCAAAGAGAAGAAUCUCUACGAUCGAGGUCGGGUUACCGCAUUGAAUAACCUCGCAUUCAUCUACGCGGUGCGUGACAACAACGGAAAGCGCGCUCAGCCGCUGAUUGAGGAAGCCAUCUCCAUUGUUGGCCCGCUACCCGAACUCCUCGACACCAAGGCGAUGGUCCUCCUUGCUAUGGGUGACACCCAGCAAUCGCUCAGCCUUCUUGAAUCGGCUCUGCAGGCUUCUCCCGAGGACAGCAUGCUGUACUUCCACAAGGCGAAGGCUCAGAAAUCGGCCGACGACAUGGAUGGCUUCUACGAGUCCAUGGAGAGGGCGAUGGCUGAAGGCUUGGAUAAGUCGAAGUUGCCGGUCCUGGAGCAUCAGGAUUACCAGGAGAUGGUCAAAACUUACGAACUCAUUCGGGAUUACUUCUCGCACUGGCCCACUGGGGUCGCACCAACUGGGGUUCUCGUCACCAGCUACGAAGAGCAGAUCCCAUUUCAGAACUUCAUGACGGGAGAAGCUCUGCUGGUUGUUGAACGCAGAGUGACGCAGCCGGAACGCGUGGCGAUUGUUAGGUGUCGAGUCACUCGGCACAUUCCCCUAGAUAACCAAGAGGAGUCUUCGGUGAGUCAAGCCAGCGACAAACCCCAAAAGGAUCAACCCACGGCUGCAACACCUCAAGCCGGCGAGCAACAACGGCAGCAGGUGAAGAUCGACGACACUCAUGCCACGGCUUCGUAUGCCAACUUCUGCCGAGUCACAGGUACUCCGGAAGAACUGAUCGUCGACUUCGGCCUCAACCCUCAGCCGUUCGGAGUUCCGACCGAGCCGGUGCCAAUUUCUCAGCGGAUCGUGACCAAUUUCUAUACGGCAAAGCGGAUGCUUGCGGCUUUGCAACUCACCAUCCAACGUCACGAAGCCACCUUUGGUGUUCUGGAAACGGAUGUUCAGAAGCGCGUCGUUGGUGGUGCUCCCCUCUCUGUCGCGAGUCUCGCCGUGGUGGGCGCGGCGGGCGUUGAUACGCGAGGGCAGUCAAGCUCCAGUGCAGAACAUCACACCGUGAAGACGAUUUAUCUCGACUACAACGCCACAACCCCGUGCGCUCGUGAAGUUCAAGAAGCGAUGCUGCCGUUCUUGGCCGAGUACUACGGGAACCCUUCAAGCGGCCAUGUGUUGGGUCGGGCUUCUCGCGAGGCAAUCGAGGAUGCGAGAACUCAGGUCGGGUUGAUGCUGGGUGCCGACCGCACCGAGAUCGUCUUCACUUCCGGUGGUACCGAGAGCAACAAUCUCGCCCUGAAAGGGAUUGCCUUUCGCGGAGGGCACCCGCCCCAGGGCCAUCUGGUCAUCUCGGGUAUCGAACAUCCGGCUAUCAACGAACCAGCCCGAUUUCUCAAGAACGUGGGCUGGGAGCUAACGGUCGUGCCUUGCAACUCGCAAGGGGUGGUCGAACCCGAGGCCGUUGCCGAAGCCCUGCGAGAGGAUACUCGCCUGGUCAGCGUAAUUCACGCGAACAACGAGAUUGGCACCAUUCAGCCCAUCGCAGAAAUUGCAGAGGUCUGCCACAAGCAGGGCGUGCUCGUUCAUACCGACUCGGCCCAAAGCAUCGGGAAAAUUGAAAUCGAUGUGGCGGCGUUGGGGGUCGAUUUGCUUUCCGUUGCGGGACACAAGUUCUACGCUCCCAAAGGCGUCGGGGCGCUCUACGUCCGUCGCGGUGUUCAACUCGAACCGCUGCUGCACGGAGCUGGGCAUGAAUCGGGACAGCGAGCUGGAACCGAGAACACUGCCUUCAUUGCGGGACUUGGGCGGGCCGCCGAUCUGGUACGGAUGAAUCUCGAGUCUUCGGCCGAACGGAUGGAAGCACUACGCGACGAACUGUGGGAGUUGCUUCGCGAGGCCGUCGGAGCUGGCUUGAAGCGGAACGGUGAGGGUGCGGAUAUCCUGCCUAAUACGUUGUCCCUACGGUUUCCUGGAGUGGUUGGACACGAUAUGUUGGCCCGCGUACCCGAGCUUUGCGCGUCGACGGCGGCCGCUUGCCAUUCGGGCGACACCGAGAUAUCGGCCACACUUGCAGCCUUAGGGCUGACGCCGGAAGAAGCCCAGGGCACCGCCCAGACGAUGAGCGACACUCCAGCGACUGAUUGGUACCGAAUCGAAAAUGCCGACACAGUCGACUCGCCGGCAUUGAUGUUCUAUCCAGACCGUAUCCGCGAGAACCUGCGGCGAAUUAUCGCCAUCGCUGGAGAUCCCCAGCGGUUGUGGCUUCAUAUUAAAACCCACAAGAUGCGGGAAGUGAUUCGCCUGGCCCUCGAUGCCGGCAUUACAAGAUUCAAGGCCGCCACUGUGGCCGAGGCCGAAUUAGUUGCCGAGUGCGGAGCCGCAGAGGUCAUUCUGGCGUAUCCGUUAGUGGGACCGAAAGCGAAUCGGUUUGCCGAGCUGGUGUUGGCAUUCCCGAAAACGCGUUUUCUCACUAUCGGCGACGAUGCGCACGCGUUGUCCGAUCUGUCAGAGGCUCUUGUUGCCAAAAACGUCGACGGUCCAAUAGAGAUUUUGCUCGACCUGGAUACCGGGAUGCACCGCAGUGGUGUCGCACCCGAUCCGAAGGCAAUCGAAGUCUAUCGCCGAAUAAACGAGCUACCGGUUCUGGCCCCAGGCGGGCUGCACAUCUACGACGGUCAGUUCAAAGAACGCGACUUCGAAGAGCGAUGCGCCCAUGUGGCCGAGUCGUUGGUACCGGUCGAUAAACUUCGGGAUGAUCUAAUCGCCCAGGGUUUACCCGUUCCGCGAGUUGUUGCCGGUGGUACCCCGACAUUUCCGGUUCACGCCCGCCGGGCCGACUUCGAAUGCAGCCCCGGUACCUGUGUUCUGUGGGACACCGGUUACGAGUCGAAGUUUCCCGACCUCGAAUUUCUCCAUGCCGCGGUGUUGCUUACCCGCGUGAUCAGCAAACCGACGCCUGAUCGAUUGUGCCUCGACCUGGGUUACAAGGCGGUGGCCUGCGACAAUCCCGACCCUCGCGUGCAGCUGCUCGAUCUGCCGGAUGCCAAGGCGGUGGUGCACAAUGAAGAGCACUUAACCGUCGAAUCGCCGGGUGCCGCGAACUUUGCUGUAGGCGACGUGCUCUAUGCAGUGCCCUUUCACAUCUGCCCGACGACGGCCUUGCAUCGCGAAGUGGUGGUCGUCGAAAGUGGCCGCGCGGUCGAUCGGUGGCAGGUUGCCGCCCGUCUUCUUGGGCUCGAUAAACAUCUCGGCGGCGGCUUGAUUCCCGGCACACUGACCGUGGUUUAUGGAGCCACUGGGAUUGGUAAGACCCAACUUGGCGUCCACUAUGCCAACGCCGGGCGUCAGCAAGAGGGGCGGCGGGGGGUCUUCUUCGACAUGAGCAGCCGCGGCGAUUCGCAGAACCACGCCAACUACACUCAAACCUUGCACGAUUGGAAACUAAGCCCGUUCGAUCGGCGGCAGCAAGAAUUACACGACGGUGUGUUCGAACUCGAUACCGACUGGGGUGAGUACGCCAAUGUCUUCGGUUACGAAGGCAAGCGGGUAAGCCGACGGGAGAUGGAUUUCGAUGGCUGGCGUGAUUGGAAGAGCGAUAUCGUCCGCACCCUGCAAUCGACUAUCGCCUUCUACUACGGACACUUUGUUCGUGGCGUACAACGCACCGUGGUAGACGGUAUCGAACCGGUCGAUCGCCCUGUGGACUCGAUGCAGUUCGAAAUGUUUGAGUACGUCUACCACCAACUUCUCAGAAAAGAGGCCGAGUGGGUUGCCCGAGAUUUGUUCCGUGAACGGUAUCGCGAGAACGCAGCCCAAGCCGAAUCACAUAGCUACGACGAGGGCCAAGUAAGCUGCCUACUGUUGUGUACAUCCCACGAACCGAUGCUUGAAGAUCUGAUUCGUCGCCCCCUGGGAGAAAGCGACCUGCUUUCAGGUGCGAACACCGUGAUCUACAUGGGGAAAACGCAAGAGCAGGGGCGGUUCGGGCGUGGCCUGUACGUUGCCAAACAUCGCGGAAGCGCAUGCAGCGACGACAUCAUCCCGUAUGAGAUCUCCGAUGCAGGAUUGCUGUUUCUCGAAUAA